Musa acuminata AAA Group (dessert banana) is the source of this 1713-nucleotide messenger RNA. RefSeq lists its product as uncharacterized. The transcript has 6 exons. The record is from RefSeq and is a predicted model, not a curated record. Lineage: Eukaryota; Viridiplantae; Streptophyta; Magnoliopsida; Zingiberales; Musaceae. Bases 298 to 1332 code for a protein of 344 amino acids. Gene Ontology annotation, biological process: Golgi vesicle transport. Gene Ontology annotation, cellular component: membrane.
GCGCACGCGCACUUGUCCCGACCGCCGACGUUGUGUCGGCUUUCGCUUCUUCGAGGCUCGAGAGGGACGACGGACAGAAGAAAUCGAAGGGAAAGCGAGUGGAGUUCCUCCCCUCGCUUCCUCCUUUGGUUUCUUGCUGCUUCUUGGCGAGGAGGCGUGGGCAGCUCCCGUGGCCUUCCGUUGUCAGCAUCUUUGUUGUGCAGUGCUAGAAAAAAGGUUUCUCCUUUUGCUCCUCCUGCUUUCCUCUUUGGUAGGAAAGCGCUGGGACUCGUAGGCGAACUCGCGGCCGUUCGUCUGAUGGCAGUGGGUGGUAGCUUCUAUCAAUGGCAGAAAGAUGCGUUCUUUUCCGCGGCGGAGGCGGUUCAGGAAUCGGCCGACAUAAUGGAAUCUACUUAUAGAAUGUGGACGCGAAACCGUAGGAAUGGAUUUGGUUUAGAAGCUUCAGAUGAAUUGAGUAGGGAGCUUCAAACUGCUCUGGGCACUGCAAAGUGGCAGCUGGAGGAGUUUGAGAAGGCCGUCAGAGCGAGUCAUGGCAAUUACUCGUCCCAGGAGAAUAAUACAAUCGAUAGGCACUGGCAGUUUGUUGCUGCGAUACGAAAUCAAAUUUUGCUUGUUGAGAAAGAACUGAAUCAUUCGCUCAUCGUAGAAGGGAAGCGACCACUGCGGUGGGUGCAAUUGAAUGACGACGAACGAGAUGAUCUUGCAGUUUUUCUUUCUGGUGUGCCGCACAAAUUUCAACGACCAAAGCAUAAAAACGCUGAGCUUGCGAGGAGUUUUAAGGAUGUGGUCACAAUCAAUAAGGGCAAGGAAUGUGUCGAGGAAUUCAGAGCAAAAGAACCGUACAAAAGCAAGGUUGAUGAAGUGCAUGCAAAGGUAGUGCAGUUAAAUGGGCAAACCGGGGUACUGAGUUCACCAGAUAGCGGUGGUGCUUGGAAAAUUGUAAUUGCCAAUGAGGACACCGAUAAAGGAUCAACUGAAGUUAGACCAGAGAUAUUAAAUCAUGGAUAUAGUCAAUCUGGUAUCCUGGGAAAUGUUGAAUCUACAUCAAAGUUGAAAUUGUUUAAGAACAAUCCGUGGAAGGCUAAAAAUGAGGAGCGUCUUCCGUUGAGGAAUGGGUUGUCAUAUUACCUUGACUCAAAGGGAAUAAGGUGGUUUGCUCAGGGAGUUAAUGGUUUUACCGAAAGAAGCAAGAAUUGUUUUAGCCAUGGCGGAUUCCAAAGGAAUAUAUUGGGAUCACAACAACAGAUGCAUUUUGUGCAUUCCCUCCGAAUUGCUUUCUUGCUCAUGUUGAGUUUUAUUUUAGUCGUACCAUUUGUUCUUUACUCCGCAUGAAGAGAUCCUUGGUCAUUAAAGAAGUACGAGAUUGUAUCUCUAGAUGUUUCAUAAGAGCAUCAUUUUGGCCAAGAUCCCAACGGAGACCAGAUGAUAUACAAAUUCAAUCGACAACAUAUCUGGUGUAAGCUCAAAAAAUAGAUAUGCACAGUGUGAUCCAAGUUUUGGAACCUUGCACAUUAUAUAUAGUCAAUAGCAUGGUAAUUUUUCCUACAUCAACACAAACAUACAUGACAAGCAAUGUUUUUUUUUUUUUGUGUAUAUUGUUUUUGGGUACAUGUUUUUUGUUAUUGUUGUUUUUUUUUUUUCUAUCAAAGGGAGGAAAAUUUAAAAGAGGUGUAUAUUUCGUUGACAAAAACAAUGAAGCAGAAAUUGCAAGGA